This is a messenger RNA of Galeopterus variegatus (Sunda flying lemur), 1114 nucleotides long. RefSeq names its product glutamate receptor ionotropic, delta-1-like. The transcript has 4 exons. The record is from RefSeq and is a predicted model, not a curated record. The coding region runs from base 1 to 843 and encodes 280 amino acids. Gene Ontology annotation, biological process: synaptic transmission, glutamatergic; modulation of chemical synaptic transmission. Gene Ontology annotation, molecular function: glutamate receptor activity; transmitter-gated monoatomic ion channel activity involved in regulation of postsynaptic membrane potential. Lineage: Eukaryota; Metazoa; Chordata; Mammalia; Dermoptera; Cynocephalidae. Gene Ontology annotation, cellular component: postsynaptic membrane; plasma membrane.
AUGGAGGCAAAGAAGGGGAACUAUGCCUUUCUGUGGGACGUGGCCGUGGUGGAGUAUGCAGCCCUGACGGACGACGACUGCUCAGUGACUGUCAUCGGCAACAGCAUCAGCAGCAAGGGCUACGGGAUUGCCCUGCAACAUGGAAGCCCCUACAGGGACCUCUUCUCCCAGAGGAUCCUGGAGCUGCAGGACACAGGGGACCUGGAUGUUCUCAAGCAGAAGUGGUGGCCGCACAUGGGCCGCUGUGACCUCACCAGCCACACCAGUGCCCAGGCCGAUGGCAAAUCCCUCAAGCUGCACAGCUUUGCCGGGGUCUUCUGCAUCCUGGCCAUUGGCCUCCUGCUGGCCUGCCUGGUGGCUGCCCUGGAGUUGUGGUGGAACAGCAACCGGUGCCACCAGGAGACCCCCAAGGAGGACAAAGAAGUGAAUUUGGAGCAGGUCCACCGGCGCAUGAACAGCCUAAUGGACGAAGACAUUGCUCACAAGCAGAUUUCCCCAGCGUCGAUUGAGCUCUCAGCCCUGGAGAUGGGGGGCCUGGCUCCCACACAGGCGUUGGAGCCAACGCGGGAGUACCAGAACACCCAGCUGUCAGUCAGCACCUUCCUGCCGGAGCAAAGCAGCCACAGCACGAGCCGGACACUCUCUUCAGGGCCUGGUAGCAACCUGCCACUGCCACUGAGCAGCUCAGCCACCAUGCCCUCCAUGCAGUGCAAACACAGGUCGCCCAACGGGGGGCUGUUCCGACAGAGCCCUGUGAAGACCCCCAUCCCCAUGUCCUUCCAGCCUGUGCCUGGAGGCGUCCUCCCAGAGGCUCUGGACACCUCCCACGGCACCUCCAUCUGACUGCGCCGCCUGCCCGCCCGCCCACCCACCCGACCAGCAGAGCUUUUUAAUACAAGAAACAACAACACACACCACACACACGCACACACAGAGACUCUUUCAUUUUUCUUGUACAUACAUGUAAAUAACGACAGAAUGGAGUGGGGUAAAAGUGUAUUUUGAAUAUUCCCAAUUUUCGAAGUCAGUAAAAAAAAAAAAACACAAAAACUGUAUGAAUGACUUUGUAAAUUUUGUUCUAUAUGAAUAAAAAGGCAAAUUACUUGUGAUCGUU